This is a messenger RNA of Mizuhopecten yessoensis (Yesso scallop), 2085 nucleotides long. Its product is annotated as FGFR1 oncogene partner 2 homolog. The transcript has 4 exons. NCBI's taxonomy places the organism in Eukaryota, Metazoa, Mollusca, Bivalvia, Pectinida, Pectinidae. The record is from RefSeq and is a predicted model, not a curated record. The coding region runs from base 106 to 768 and encodes 220 amino acids.
AGAUUUACUUCCGGUGUCAAGUCGGGCGACGAAACAUUUAGUGACACUGUCCAGAAAGUGUGUUUGUUGGUAUAGCAUUAUCUUUGUUAAAAGAUCAGAUUUGUAAUGGCUAUGACUGUUGAUAAGCUUUUGGGUGAUGCCCAGAUUCUUGUGGCUCGACUCCGCACCCAUGACACAACAGCGGACUUGCUGAUCGCUCAUACACAGACACUCCACAAACGAUUGGAUGCCAUGAAAGAGUACCAAGACGACAUUACAGAACUAAAUGAGAUUGCACGUCACCGGCCGCGCUCCACGUUAGUUCUUGGAAUUGCUCAGGAAAACCGACAGAUUAGAGAACUUCAACAGGAGAACAGGGAACUGAGAUGUUCUCUAGAGGAACACCAGAAUGCACUGGAGCUCAUCAUGCAGAAAUACAGAGAACAGAUGACUAAACUCAUACAGGCCAACAACUUUGAAACUGUUAUAGCAGAGAAGAAAGACCAGUCUAAGGACCUGGAGCGACUCAUUGACAAGAUAUGUGAGAUGGCAGCCGUGAUGCAGCGGGCCGUCAUGGUGGAUGAGGACGCAUCAGCUAAGGAUCAGGAAAUCUUCACUCAACUACAGAAGGAGAACAACGGGCUACGUGAACUGCUGGAGGUCUGCACCACCGCUAAACAAAAAAUACUCCAGUCUAUUACAGUGGAACAGGACGAUAAAUAUUGUCAGACAGAAGAAAUGUCGGGAGAAAAAACACCAACAGCGGAACUUGAGCAGGAGCCAGUGUAAUUCAUCCUCAUCGUUUGAAUUGGUUAGACAAUUAAUUUAAAAGACAUAGGAAGGUGUGUGAGAGCAUGUACGCAAAGUAGGACUUAAUCCAAGUGAUUCCAAAUGCAACCUACAAAUAAUCUUGCCUCGUCCACUUGUAGCCUAGAGUGUAUGCCGCCUCGUCCACUUGUAGCCUAGAGUGUCACUAAAGAGGAAGUGAAAUAAUACGUGUUUAUGCUUUGUAGCAAUGUUUAUAAUUUGGUGAUGUAAAUCAUUGAUACAAUACAUUUUUCUUAUUAUCACAAUUGUCAAUUGUACUCUUCACUGAAUAUCUCAAUUUCUUGAAACACUGUUUUCCCCACUAUGUAUUCUGUAUAAUGAGAUUCUGUUAAUGUCACUUGCCUUGAGGAGACUUCCACUUAAAAUUAGUUCAUUUGGACCUUCACCCCUGAAAAUCAAACAUGAUUUUACUUGUGUUUAGCUACAAAACGAAACGUUCAUACCAAGUUCAUACCAAGUUCAUACCCGGUGUGUAUUUUGCUACUUUUAUUGAUGUUGAAAAUUGGACAUACCAUUUACCAGCAGAGAUUCAUUACUAAUUACUGUUUUCAUAAGGGUAACACUAGUCACUGUACUCUUGGUCAGUGUUUAAGUAUUCGAAUUAUAUGUAGCUUCAUGUAUCCCAUACAUCUAGAGAUCUUUCAUUGUGUAACAGUCUAAGACUAAAAACAAUUUAUUUGUUAAGUAGUCAUAUAAAAUAGCCUCUAUUGAUAGAACAGAACAUUUUUUUUGUGAACUAAUUAUUUAAAAUUCACAUUAUCCGACAGGAAUUAGUGACAUUUAAUUAGCGCCACAUAACCACACUGACAUCAUGUGUGACAGUUGUUGCUUCUUUUUUUGUUUUUAACUUUAACAUUUACAAAUGAAGAAGUUGUGAAACAAGUUAUUGAUAUAUUUCAUGUAGUUCAGCACUGUGUUCAAUAAUUAUACUUAACUAUCACAUGUCAAAUACCCUACUAUAACCCAAAACACUGACAAUUUGACCCAUGUGAACAGAAAAGAGUUCUGCCUUUAUUUGAAUGGUAAAAAACGUUAUGAAGAAAUAAAUGUAAAAUACCACCCCAAUUACAGUAUGUUUGUGAAAGAGGAGGUAAAUUUGAUCUUUGUUAUCUCCCCUGUUUGGACUUCAUUUCUAGAGACACCUGUGAUUUUAUCUUGAUUAGUUGGCAUGUUAUGAUUGAUAUGUUCACAUGUGUUAAGACAAGUUUUUCAUCUUUGAAUAUUAACAUCUUUAAUCAUUAUUGUGAAUAAAGAAUCUGUCGUUAUUUAUUGACAUUA